AUGUCAGCGCGUGUAGGUACAAGUCGUGGUGCCAAGAAGUGGCUGGCUUCUCUAUUUGGAGACGUCGAACAAGUUUCAUCAUCUAAAUCCGUAGUAAAGGAGAGAUUACAAAUUAUACUAGCGCAUCAACGUGGCUCACAAAUUCUUGCUGGCGUGGAUUUAGCGGCUUUACAGAAGGAACUGCUUGAGUGUGUGCAGCGUCACAUUAAGGUGUCAAAUGGAGCAAAUAUCAACAUUGCAGUGAAAAACGAAGGACAAUUUGAUAUAUUUGAGAUGCAAGUGCCUGUAGAUGGAGACAAGAUGGUUGAUGGAAGGAAAACAAGAAGCAAUGAGUAA
Plasmopara halstedii is the source of this 336-nucleotide messenger RNA. RefSeq names its product cell division topological specificity factor. Gene Ontology annotation, biological process: cell division; regulation of division septum assembly. Lineage: Eukaryota; Oomycota; Peronosporomycetes; Peronosporales; Peronosporaceae. The record is from RefSeq and is a predicted model, not a curated record. The transcript has a single exon. The coding region runs from base 1 to 336 and encodes 111 amino acids.